Gymnogyps californianus (California condor) is the source of this 5783-nucleotide messenger RNA. It is a transcript of the gene ABI3BP, whose product is annotated as ABI family member 3 binding protein. Gene Ontology annotation, biological process: extracellular matrix organization; positive regulation of cell-substrate adhesion. The record is from RefSeq and is a predicted model, not a curated record. NCBI's taxonomy places the organism in Eukaryota, Metazoa, Chordata, Aves, Accipitriformes, Cathartidae. The coding region runs from base 1 to 4644 and encodes 1547 amino acids. The transcript is spliced from 57 exons. Gene Ontology annotation, molecular function: protein binding.
AUGAUGUCAAGAUUGGUCUUUCUCCUUUUCUGUGGAUAUAUUGCACUAAACCUGGGAAAUGCUCAGAAAUUGCCAAGAGUGAAAAGGCAGAGUCUGAAAGUUCAGAUCAAUGCAACAGAUGACACCGUUUGCAUGAGGUAUCUUCGACCAAGUCAAAACACCAAACUAGAAGGUUUUGUCCUGGGUUAUGGAAGCAACUUCUUUUCUAAUCAGUACAUUCCAUUACCUUCAGAAGGAAAAACCUACAUAACAGAACUUGAUGCAGAGCCGCGGUAUUUGGUUUCAGUAAGACCAGCACGUGUUUCAAAUAACAAGAAAUCUUGUUCAGGUCGGACCAAGACUCAAAAGCCUCUGCAGCUGGUAGUUGGCACUCUCACCCCAACCUCUGUGUUCCUCUCUUGGGGCAUCCUAGUCAACCCUCAACAUGACUGGACAGCAACAAGUAACUGUGCUAGCGACAGGUUCUAUACAGUUCGCUACAGAGAAAAGGAUAAAGACAAGAAAUGGGUUUUUCAGCUUUGCCCAGUUACAGAGACAGUGGUGGACAAUCUGAAGCCAAACACACUUUAUGAAUUUGGAGUUAAAGACAAUGUAGAGGAUAGUAUUUGGAGCAAGACUUUCAAUCAUAAGACAGUUCUGUCUAGUAAAAAAGUAAAUGGACAACUCCAGAAUAUGUACAAGUUGGUACCUAAUUCCCAAACACAGCUUACACUGCGUGAUAAUAAGAAGUUGGUCCCUGUCACAAUAAUCAAACAAGUUAUUCAAAAUCGGACGCAGUCAAAAACUUCAGAUAGUUCUUCUCUGCCAGGAGCAAUAUUAGUGCACCUUAUUGUUCCAGGUCUCAAUGAAACUCAGCAGAAACUUCCUCCUCUCCUGACAAUAGAUGACGUACCUCAAGCAUCCAGGAAAAAACUGGCUAAGAAUGAAACUCGAGUAUGGCCUGCUGAAUCCAAAACACCAGAAGUUCAAGAAAUAUCCCCACAGUCCCUCCCAGCUCAGGCUGAGAAAAAACAUGGACCUGAGGAAUUUAAAUCAACGCCUAAACCCGAAUUGGUGCAAACUCAAAACAUUCUGGCUUCUAAUGAAAUACAGCCACUUCCUUCUGGAUCCAGAAUCUCUGAUGCUCCAAAAAGUCCAUUGACAGAACUUGCUACUCAGAGUCCAGCCUUGAAAUACAUAUCUCUACCUUCUGCAGAAACCAGAGAGAUGGAGAUGGCUUUUGAGGCAACACAGCCUGUUUCUUCAGGAUCCAAAACCUCUGGUACCACAGAAGCACAACCAACCAGAUCUGCUUCACAUGACUUCCUUCAUGUUACUUCUACUUCCCAAACUUUUACAGCUUCAGAAAUACCAGACACUGCUACAGAUACUACUGAGUUGGAAAUAUCCAUGCCCAUAAUUACUACAGAACCUCAGUUGUUAGAAAUGGCACUGAGUAAAAUUGAUAAGAUGACUUCAUUUAGUCCUUUUUCAAGCCCACAGUGUAGGAAAGAUGCACACCAGAGACCGGACCUGGAGUCCACCUCGUCUGCUUCACCGGAAACCACAAGGACUGUGACGGCUACUCGGAGACCAAGGCUGAAAUCCACCACUUCUUCCUCCCUGGCAACCCAGCAAACCGUGAUGGAUUUUCUUUCAGCUUUUGAUGAAAAGCAGCACAUUUCUUCAAGAUCUGAAACAUCUGGCAUUCAAGAAAUGCCAUCAGCUGUACCUGCUCUCCCAAGACCAGUCCUGGAGCCCACAUCUUUACCUUCUCUGGAAACCACGAGGACAGUGAUGGUUACUCAGAGACCAAAGCUGAAAUCUACUUCCUCUUACCUUGCAAGGCAAGGAACAAUGGAGGCAAGCCAGAGACCGGACCUGGAGUCCACCUCGUCUGCUUCACCGGAAACCACAAGGACUGUGACGGCUACUCGGAGACCAAGGCUGAAAUCCACCACUUCUUCCUCCCUGGCAACCCAGCAAACCGUGAUGGCUUUCAGUGGUAUUCAGCCUGUUCUUUCAAGCCCUGUGAUACCUAGUAAGCCUGAAAUAGCAGAUGCUGGACCAGCAAAAAAUGAAUCCAUUCUGGAAUCUUUCACACCUAAAACUUCUCGUCCUUUUCAAUGGCCAAGGGUAACAUUAGCUCCAAAAGAAAUACCACUUAUUCCUUCUAAACUGAAACCAUCUGCUACCCCAGAAGUACAACAUGUGAAACCUGCCCCUAAACCACCACUUUUGGAGCCUAAAACUUCUCAGACUGUUGAACAACCAAAAGCAACACUAGCUCCUAAAGAAGCAAAACUCACGCCUUCUGCAUCUAAACCUAGACCAUCUGCCAGACCCAAAAAGCCACGAACUAAACCUGUCUUGGAACCUAUUACAUUUAGAAUUGAACCACCAAGGUCAACGAUAGCUCCAAAGGAGACUCAACGUAUUACUUCUAAACCUAAAACUUCACCCAAACCUCAUAUCCCACAAGCCAAAGAUGUCCUGGAAUCUAUAACACUUAGAACUGAUCAACUAAAACCAACAAUAGUUCCAAAAGAAACACAGCGUGUUCCCUCCAAACCUAGAACAGCACCAAGCUCAGAGGUGCCACAAACCAAACCUGUUCUGGAACCAAUUACGUUUAGAACUGAGAAACCAAAGUCAACAGUAGCUCCUAAAGAUACACGUCAUGGGCCUUCCAAACCUAAAACAUCACCCAGUCCACGUGUUCCUCCAACUAGAGCAAGCCCAAAAGAAAGUCGGCGAAUCUCUUCCAAGCCCAGAGCAUCACCGAGUCCAGAUGUACUACACACAAAACCUGCUCCUAAAGAACCACAACAUACUCCCUUUAAACCUAAAGCAGCUCCCAUCCCAGAUGUUCCACACAGCAAGCCUGAAAUCAUUCCAACCUUCCAUGAACCAGAUACUACUAUGAUUCCUCAUAUUCCUGAAAGAACAAAGGCAACAUUGGCUCCAACUGAAAAACAGUUCAUUCAUACCAAACCAAAAACAUCUGAGAAACCAAGAAUGCCACACACCAAACCUGCAAUACAUCAGACAACUCCACAACCUAUUAUUACAAAAUAUUCUACUACCACUGAGCAUUCAAGGGCAACAAUGGCUCCAAAAGAAACACUGCUCAUUCCUUCCAAACCCAAAACAUCUGUCGGGCCAGAAGUACCACAGACUAAACCUGCUCCAAGGGCAACACACCUGGGAUCAAUUAACCUUAUAACAGUUCAUGUUGUUGAUGGGUCCAAAAUGACUUUGGUUCCCAAUGAAACGUACCAGAUUUCACCCAAGCCCAAAACUGCUCUAGCAACUGAAAUUCCACGGUUCAAUACAGCACCUCAUAAAACACGUCUCACUUCUGCAAGACCAAAGCCAUCUGAUAAAUCACAGACCAGACCUGCUCUUAGUAAAACCACACUGGCACCAGCUAGAACAAAUGCACCUGGACUGCCGAAGUGGAUUGUGCCAACAACAGAUUAUGUAUAUACACCUGAGGAUAUUGCCAGACAAAUUGGAGUGGAUGUGGAAAAACCUUUGGAAUAUAGUGAUACCUGGGAAAAGCCAAUUUCUGUAACUACAUCACCUGGCCCUCAGCAUCCUCCUAUACCUCCUGUCAAGCCUACACAAAUACAAAGAAGACCUCUGCCUCCAAACACCGUGACUGGUAAACCAGGCAGUCCAGCUAAACCCGCUGGACCAACAACACCUGUGAGGACAGGAACGUCAUAUAAGAUGCCAACAGCUUUUGCAACUCCAGAGUAUUAUGUUGAUGCAACUGUCUUCAGCUCAAGUCCUACAUCAGAAACAGAUUCUUCAGGCAAACCAAGGUACCAAGCCCCCCAUGUCAAGUACAUGAAGAAAGAUGAUGAUGUGCCUUGCUCUAUCACAAGCUCUCUUGAACAUUUUCCUCAAGAAGAAGCUGGCAGCAGGGAAGAACCUACUCGUCCUCCACAAAAUCCUCCAACUAACCUCACAGUGGUGACUGUUGAGGGCUGUCCAACUUUCGUCAUAUUGGACUGGGAAAAACCAGACAAUGACACUGUUACCGAGUAUGAGGUGGUGUCAACUGAAAAUGGAGCAAGUGAUGGUGAAAAGGAGAAAUCGAUUAUCACUACAAAUCAAACCCAUUCUACUGUGGAAAACCUAAAACCUGACACAAGUUAUGAAUUCCACGUGAAACCUAGAAACCCUCUUGGUGAAGGUCCAAGUAGCAAUGUUGUGGCAUUCAGUACUGAAUCAGCGGACCCAAGAGUGAGUGAGCCAAUUUCAAUGGGAAAGGAUGCUAUCUGGACUGAAAUCCCAUUCAAUUCGGACACCUAUUCAGAAUGCAAAGGGAAACAAUACGUAAAGAGGACUUGGUAUAAGAAGUUCGUAGGUGUGCAGCUGUGUAAUUCUUUGAGAUACAAGAUAUACCUCAGUGAUUCACUUACAGGAAAAUUUUAUAACAUAGGAGACCAGAGGGGCCAUGGAGAAGAUCACUGCCAAUUUGUAGACUCAUUCUUAGAUGGAAGGACAGGACAGCAGGAAGAUCUACCAGUCAAAGAUGGAUUUUUCCGGGCAGUUCGUCAGGAACCUGUCAAAUUUGGAAAAAUAGGCGGGGAGACUCACAUUAACUAUGUUGGCUGGUACGAGUGCGGAACAUCAAUACCUGGGAAAUGGUAGAUGCGACAUGAACUUGGUGCAAAGGCCCAGCACUUACCACCCCCGCCCGACUGCCCAACGCAGGCUCAAAGAUGGAAAUGUUUAUGGUAUGCCUGGCACUUAAGUAAGUUUGCUGAUGUGCAAGGGUUUAUACAAGUCUAAUGCCAAUACUGCAUUAAUUGUGUAAUAGCGUAGGCUGCUUACUGUAGUUAUCCAGUUUUACCAAUUUGUUUUUAGAUUUAAAAAAUCCCAAACAGGCUAGGGACGUGUUGUAGGAUAAUGUAUAGGGAAGCUGGCUCCCUAUUCUUGAGGUAUGGUUUAUAUGGUUUUAAAAGAUACGGUGUGUGUAUAUUAUUUAUCACAAUGUUGUAAUAAAUGUUGAAGGCACAGUUAUGGCAGAGUUGGUCAUGGAAGGCAACAUGCGUUAGUUUUUAAAUAUUCACUGGUCUUCUUAUAACGUAAGUGCCAUAAGCUACCUGUCCAGACAGAUCUGUAAUGUCUCCCCAGUCAUAAAUUAUAGAAAAGACCCUACAAUUUUUAAUAUCCUGCAACCAGUAAACUUGAAGUGCUUUCUCCUUACAUGUACAAACAGUUUAUACUCCUGCCAGAACGCUGAGAUAGGUUGCUAUACGUGCAGCUUUAAAUGAUCAGGUUAGUGGUUUUUUUCCGUGUUUGUUUUCAAAUGCUUCAGCUCCAGCAAAACAGCAUGUUCAGCCUGUUGCUACGGCGUCAGAGCCACUGCCCAUGAGCUUGGCAGUGGCUGGCUGCUGGGUUUGGUUUCCUCCAAUUAAAGCAAACAGGUACACAUGUACAUGGAAUAAAAAAAUGAAACUGGCUCCACUGCUGUGGCUUUUCAUGAAAAUGUAGUUUUCAGAGACUGACUUACUGCUUCAAAAGCCAAAUGUACGUACAGUGCAGGGGGACUUGGAAAGAUAAAGGAAACAGGGAAAAAAUAAGCUACUUAGAACAGCGCAAUCAGGUUUAUUUAACAAAAAAAAAAAAAUGGUUUAAAACAUUGUUCAUUGGGGACAAAGGGGAAAUAGUGAUAACUGAACUUUAAAACUGCUUUACAGUAAUUUUGAUUAAAACCUCUCCCAAAGCUACUUGUUGUACUGCUUGAACAUUUACGAACUAAAUAAAGAGAUGUAGUUUUUUUUAAA